GGAACCAAUCAGACACGGACGUACUAAUGGUUGUUACCCGGUUAUUUGGCCCCCCGGCGUGAACACCUUCGUUUAACUCCGUGACGCCACUGACAGGCAAAGAAAUCCACACAAAAUGGUAGCAGCUGACUGCAUGGAGGUGGAGGUGAUGUGGGGGUGCUGCCGGCCGGUGUUGGGACGGACGGAGAGACAGAUGGAUGAGGCCUCCCUCCCCGGUUAAUCAUUAAGAAGCUCUUCUCAUGACCACGGCCAUGAAACGCAGUCGUGAGAUUUCAGCUGCCGACGGACUUUUUCCUUUCGGCGUUUUUGCCCAAAAUGUGUGCGCUUCGCCAGAGGACGAUUCUGCCAUCAAAUCAGAGACGGAGGCCGGCCACGAAACGGCGUCCUCUGAGGAAGACCAAGACCCGGAUGAAGACUCGAGUUCCAAAGCCGACCUGACCUCCCCCAGGAAAAACGUCAGCAAGAUGAGCAAGGACAAGAAGAAACAGACGCUGCUCACGCUGCAGUGGUUGGAGGAGAACUACAUCGUGUGCGAGGGCGUGUGUCUCCCUCGCUGCAUUCUCUACGCUCACUACCUGGACUUCUGCCGGAAAGUCAAACUGGAGCCCGCCUGCGCCGCCACUUUUGGAAAAACCAUCCGACAGAAGUUCCCUCUCCUCACCACAAGGAGACUAGGAACCAGGGGACAUUCCAAGUAUCAUUACUAUGGCAUCGGCAUCAAAGAGAGCAGCGCUUACUAUCAUUCCGUCUACUCUGGGAAAGGUUUGACCAGAUUUUCUGGAAGCAAGAUGAAGAAUGAGGGCGGCUUUACCAGGAAAUACUCUCUCAGCUCCAAAACUGGAACGCUGCUCCCGGAAUUCCCGAGCGCUCGGCACCUCCUCCUGCAGGGAAACGUCUCCAGGGAAAAGAUGGACACGCUGAUCAUGAUGUACAAAACGCACUGUCAGUGCAUCCUGGACAACGCCAUCAACGUCAACUUUGACGAGAUCCAGAACUUCCUGCUUCACUUCUGGCAGGGCAUGCCGGACCACCUGCUGCCCCUGCUUGACAACCCUUUGCUGGUGGACAUCUUGUGCGUGUGCGACUCCAUUUUGUAUAAGGUUUUGACUGAUGUUCUCAUUCCCGCCACCAUGCAAGAGAUGCCCGACAGUCUGCUGGCGGAUAUCCGUUGCUUCGCCAAGCACUGGGAGCUGUGGCUGGCCUCCUCCCUGGACAAUCUCCCGCAAUGCCUGGCGGCCAAAAAGCUCCCCAUCGCGCGCCGCUUCGUGUCCUCCCUCAAGCGGCAGACGUCCUUCUUGCACCUGGCGCAGAUCGCCCGUCCGGCGCUGUUCGACCAAAGCGUGGUGAGCGACAUGGUGAGCGACAUGGACGACGUGGACCUGAACGGCAUCGGCCUGCGCUCGCCGCUCGGCGCGGCCGCCGACCCGUACUCCGACCGUGAGCGGCCGUUCGACGUCGUCCGCGGCGGCGGCUCGGUUUGCCCUACCGCCUCCGCGCUUUUUCCCGCAGGCGAGGCGGCGGCCGUCUUCCGGGAGCUGAAGGAACUUCUGAGGAAGAACGCGACGGUGGAGUCCUUCGUCGAGUGGCUGGACACUGUCGUCGAGCGCAAAGUCAUCCAGGCCAGCAAGCAGAGUGGUCGCUCGCUGAAGAAACGAGCCCAGGACUUCCUGCUACGCUGGAGCUUCUUGGGCGCCCGAGUCAUGCACAACCUGACGCUUAACAACGCCGCCAGCUUUGGCUCCUUCCAUCUAAUCCGCAUGCUUCUGGAUGAGUACAUUUUGCUAGCGCUGGAGACGCAGUUCAACAACGACAAAGAGCGAGAGCUGCAGAAUCUCCUGGACAAACAUAUGAAAAAAGCCGGUGCCAGUAAAGCGGCCUUUUCCGCGUCUCCCAGUUCCUGCUUCCUAGCCAAUCGCAACAAGGCCGCGGUCGACCCGUCGGUGAAGAGCGAGUCCUCGGGACGGCGAGAGGUGGAGACGGGCGAUUCCGCGGGCUCCGGCGGCGGCGGCGGUGACUUUUGCGCUUCCGUCAUGACGCCGCCGGUUUCCCCGGCGGAGCUGGCGCACCGAGGCUCCGUCAUCAACCAGGGGCCCCGGGCCCCGACUAGUUUCUCCUCGUCCUCUUCCUACCAGCCCGAUCUCUUCCAGGAGACCUUAUACCCGUGCUCGCCGUACUUCCCGACGCCAUCCUCCGCCUACCAGCCUGCGCUGAGGUCCGAGGCGGACGGCGCCUUUUCGUCUCCGUCCGCCUACCAGCUGUGCCGUUACGCCGCCCCCGAGGAGCGGCGUCCGCCGUCCGCCAAGGACGUCUUCUACGCCGAAGCCCAUCCCUUCUCGCAGGCUCCGAUUCUGGACGCCGCCGACGGAUUUUCCUUUGAACACGAGCGCGGGGGCGAGGGACAAACGUUUUCUGCUGCUGGACAAAGCGCCUACUUCGGAAACGUGGCCUACGCGACAGAUGAGCGCUCGCCGUACUCGGACGUGCGCGACCCAUUGGACAUCCUGGACAGACCCGGCAGGAAAAGCGGUACCUUCUUCAGCGACGUCCAACACGCGGCUGGUUCGUCCGCCUGCAUGUAUGGCGGCGGCGGCGGCUCGUCUUGGCCGUUCUCGCCGCGGGACGCUUCGCCCUGCCGGCGGCGGGACAACGUUUCUUCGCUGCCUCCCAUCCACACCGUCUUCACGGGCGCCCCGGGGGUUCCGUGACGCUCGGAGGUAGGCCGGGCGUACGCGACAUUUUGACUUUUUGGCGGUGGGCCUUUCAAAAUAAAGGUCAAGUUUUGGCAGACUGGCUGGAAGCACCUAAACCAAGCAGUAGAUGCGCUUGGAAAUAGAAUAAAAUCAUGAUGAUGAUGACUUCAGAUUUUUAAUAGAUGUCAUAUUUGUCCAUAAAAUUGCUUUUUUUUUUGAAUUCUAAGAAUUUUGUAAUACUAAUUCAUAAAAUGGCAUUGAAACAUGAUC
Corythoichthys intestinalis (scribbled pipefish) is the source of this 2960-nucleotide messenger RNA. RefSeq names its product regulatory factor X, 6 (gene rfx6). Gene Ontology annotation, biological process: regulation of transcription by RNA polymerase II. The transcript has 22 exons. The record is from RefSeq and is a predicted model, not a curated record. Gene Ontology annotation, molecular function: DNA-binding transcription factor activity, RNA polymerase II-specific; RNA polymerase II cis-regulatory region sequence-specific DNA binding. Lineage: Eukaryota; Metazoa; Chordata; Actinopteri; Syngnathiformes; Syngnathidae. Bases 240 to 2705 code for a protein of 821 amino acids.